Messenger RNA from Leptonychotes weddellii (Weddell seal), 1658 nucleotides. The record is from RefSeq and is a predicted model, not a curated record. Lineage: Eukaryota; Metazoa; Chordata; Mammalia; Carnivora; Phocidae.
CGGGUUUCGCCGGGGUCGGAUGCCGGGAAGGGGUGGUGGGCGGAGGAGCGCGGGUUCCGUCUGGGCACGUUACCAGAUGUGUCCCCCUGGAGUAGCAUCCCAACUGUUGCUGCCGCUGGGUUUCGGGGCUCCCCUGAGCGUUAAAGUAGACGUUGGAGUAAUACCCCCCUUUCUCUCUCUUCUUCCCCUCCCACCUCCUGUUUAGUGGGCACGUAACUGGCACCCUACAGCGAUUAUGGGUGCUAACUGUUGAGCCCGUGGUAAACCAGUGUAGUUAAGAGGGCUUACAGGCUUCUCAGAAAUUUGGGCCACAGAUCAGUGGAUAAUCAUGGGUCCCAGUAGCGACUUUUUCCCUGCAUCCCAGUUUGAGGCCCUGGCGCGCUGUCCCGCUUAAGCCAAGGGCUGGAGCCUGAAGCCCAAGUGCAAGGAAAUGAACACCUGCCUUCCACCCAAAUGCUCAAGAAUGCUCAGUGAUACCCACUCAGUUCUUGUGUUGCCCUCUUCCCUUGUGCUGUUUAUUUUCCCUUGAAAGGACCCCACCCACCCCUUACUGGAAGUUUCAGGGGCUCCCCCUGUUGUAGAUCAGCUUGUGCCUGCCCGUGAGCGAACCCAGCAUGAGUGAAGUUCCCUGCAAAAAACGUGAUGACUAUUUAGAAUGGCCUGAGUAUUUCAUGGCUGUGGCCUUCUUAUCAGCACAGAGAAGCAAAGAUCCAAAUUCACAGGUCGGAGCGUGCAUCGUGAAUGCAGAAAACAAGAUUGUCGGCAUCGGGUAUAACGGGAUGCCAAACGGGUGCAGCGAUGACCUGUUGCCUUGGAGGAGGACGGCGGAGAGCAAGCUGGAUACCAAAUACCCUUACGGUUUGUCAUAUCUCCUGCAUGGAGGAAAAUUGCUCUCUGUAAAUCUUGGUCCAACAGAACAAAACACCUAUUUCUUUCCAGUUGGGGAGACAGCCAUUCUCAUCGGCAUAAUGAAGGAAGAAGAUUCUUGCAAGUGAAAGUGUUGGGUCAGAGGAUGUAUUAUUUUUUUAAAUGGCUCUCAAUACAUAUGGCCAAAUUGCCUUUCAAAAAGGUUAUAAAAAUUACAACCCCACUAGUAAUAUAUGAAUGCAUCAUUUCACUGCAUUGAUGGUGGUAUUGUCAUUUUUUAAACCCUUACUUGCAUGUUAGAAAAGUUUCCAUGGGGACAGGAAGGUAGUAGUUAGGGGGUCUUGUGAAGUUCAGGUGGACAAUGGUGGGAACCUCAACAUCAGCCAUGGAGGUUCUAUUAGCAAAGAGACAGAUCUGAGCACUCCGUAAGACACAGAAUCAAUAGGACUUGAAUGCAGAACGUUGAAAGGAUGUUGGAAUGAGCCUCGGGCUUCUGCCUCUGGUAGAGUAUUGGUUGGGAUUCUUUGUUGCCAGCGAAAAGAAACAACUCUGAUUUAGUUAACAAGCCUUAUUGUAGGGCUGCAGAGCAAACGACAGAGUCAGAGCUGACACACAAGGCUCCCAAAACACCAGGAUCUCAGCACCAUUCAGGAAUCCAAGAAGAAAAGAAUGCACAAUACCUCCUCAGGAUCCCACCCUCAGGGGGUGUCCGUUUUUGUAUCACAUUGCUGAAGGUUCCAGUUCCAUGGAGAAGGGUUAACCUGGUCUACUUUGGGUCAAUGAUCCAUCCU